Molecule: messenger RNA, 372 nt
Organism: Aspergillus campestris IBT 28561
Lineage: Eukaryota; Fungi; Ascomycota; Eurotiomycetes; Eurotiales; Aspergillaceae
Product: phosphatidylinositol N-acetylglucosaminyltransferase
Exons: 1
Coding region: 1-372 (123 amino acids)
Source: RefSeq, a predicted model, not a curated record
AUGCACCCCUUUUCUAUCCUCACUCUCGGAAUCUUCGUAGCUGGCUACAUCACCGCGAGGUGGGAUCUAGUCACUCGGCUCUACGAAUUGGCCAUCUUCGCGUGGGAUCACGGCGUCGUGGUAUGUUGGCACAGCCCCUCGCGAAUCCCCCGCCUCCCCGACUUGGCUCGGGGAGCGUGGUGCAUGAUCGGAGCUAAUCAAUUGGUUCGCGCACCCAACAGACUCGAACCGCUAAAGGCUUCCUGCUCCUCUCGGUCUUUUUCUUCCUCUUGGUUCUUCCCAUCAAUCGUUUGGCUGCGAGGGAAGGCGAACUGGUAUGUUAUGGUGGAAUUUGUUGCUUCGCGCGCGCGUACAGAGGUGGAGGCUAAUUGA